Messenger RNA from Platichthys flesus (European flounder), 1707 nucleotides. RefSeq names its product calcyclin binding protein (gene cacybp). The record is from RefSeq and is a predicted model, not a curated record. Gene Ontology annotation, cellular component: nucleus. Gene Ontology annotation, biological process: heart development. NCBI's taxonomy places the organism in Eukaryota, Metazoa, Chordata, Actinopteri, Pleuronectiformes, Pleuronectidae. Gene Ontology annotation, molecular function: ubiquitin protein ligase binding; S100 protein binding; tubulin binding. Bases 113 to 796 code for a protein of 227 amino acids. The transcript is spliced from 6 exons.
CACUUACAGACAGGCUCUCCGACUACCAACAAUCAGGAAGAAGAAUAAGGAGAGACGGCGCUGCAGUGAGAAGAGCGUGUUUGUGCUAAGCUAACACAACCCAGAAGCUAAAAUGGAUUUAACUGAACAGAUCAACCAGUUGGAGGCAGACUUGAUGGAAAUGGGUUCACUCUUGGAAAAGUCUGAGAGGAAACGAGUGCAGGAGCUGUUGAAGCAGGAGCAGAAGAAGUUGGAGAAGGAGCUUUCAGGCAAAAAACAACAGAAGGAGCUACAGGCCAGAAGACAAGCAGACCCAUCUGCAGCCUCUAAAGCAGCGUACACAGUGAAGAUCAACAACUAUGCUUGGGACCAGUCAGAUAAAUUUGUAAAAAUUUACCUCACACUGAAGGAUGUGCACAAAAUCCCAUCGGAAAACGUGGAGGUCAACUUCACAGAAAGGUCCUUUUCGGUUCUUGUGAAGGAGCUUGAUGGGAAAAACCAUCAAAUGAAAAUUCUCAAUCUGUCAUAUCCAAUCGAUGAAAAGGAGAGCUGCAAAAAGAUAAAAACAGACAUGAUCCUGGUCAUGUGCAAGAAGAAGACGACAAAAAAGUGGGAGUGCCUAACGAAGGCGGAACUGCAGUCUAAAGAGAAAGAAAAACCCACUACGGAGGAGACUGCAGACCCCAGCGACGGCCUGAUGACUAUGCUGAAGAAGAUAUACACCGACGGAGAUGAUGAGAUGAAGAGAACCAUCAACAAAGCCUGGUCAGAGUCCCAGGAGAAGAAGAGCCGAGGAGAAGACGCGCUUGACGUGUAAACUGCACCCACUUCUAUUCCGCAAGCGAAAAUAAGUGAGAUCUUCCAGGGCUGCAGCGGACAUGACUUGAAUAUCAAACGCUAUAACUGACAUCCCAGUAUAUAAAUCACACUUUCACAAUAUGUACAAUUUAGGUAUACAGCUCAUAAAUAAGGAGACAUGAGUAAUUGUUAAGCCCUGGAUGGCCUCAGCUUUAAUCCCAGGUUGCUAAUAGUCAUAAAUCAUAAAGCUGUUAAUAAAUAGAAUCACACAAUUGUGUACAAACACAAAAGUGCUGACCAUGAGGCAGCUGCCUAAACAGCAAGAAUUCACACCGAUUCAUCACCUACCAUAAUGCAGCCAUUUUCUUCCCAAGAUGAAUAUCUUGUAAGUUGUACAUGAUUUCCACUGGAUCAGGGAAAUUGAACAAUUGUGGACUUGAUCUGUUAAGUCACUUGCUGAUUCGUUGAAGCUAAACUGAUGUUUUCUCGUGAACAUUUGCUUAAGUCACCCUCACAUUCCUUAAAUGAAGAAGACCAGAGGACAUGUCAGUCUACAGAUCAGCCUUUUGAUUUUUUUUGUCAUUCUAUAAAUGGACCAUGAUGAUGAUUGCAAAGACUGUACCAAUCAUACAGCUGCCGAGUGUAAUCUACAUUACUGCAUGGGUGUGUAUGAAGUGUAAUGUGCUUUACUCGCGAUAAACUAUGUAAAACUCGAACAUCCAUUUCAAUUCUUUAAUGUGAUUUCCUACUAUGAUUUCUAUGGUUCAACUUUUUUGCAUUGUGAUUUGUCUCCAAUAUUUGUGAAUAUGUACAAAUUGACUUUUUAACUAAGUUGAUAUUUUGCUUUGGUUGUUCAUGUAAGUCUUGUAUGUAUUGUUGCCCGCCCUCAGGUUGUUCAUGCAGUUCAGACAAAUAUAACAUUUGAACUGA